Trifolium pratense (red clover) is the source of this 2488-nucleotide messenger RNA. Its product is annotated as UDP-glycosyltransferase 88F5-like. Lineage: Eukaryota; Viridiplantae; Streptophyta; Magnoliopsida; Fabales; Fabaceae. The transcript has 4 exons. The record is from RefSeq and is a predicted model, not a curated record. Bases 1209 to 2120 code for a protein of 303 amino acids.
AUCCCUUAUAACUAAUUCCAUUGUGAUUAGUAUUAUCACUCAUUUAUUAUUUGUGUAAAUGUGUAGUGGAACUGGAACUGAAUGUUGUUUUCUGUUGUUUUGCAAGUGCUGAUUUUGGGAUUGGCUAUUUCUGCUAAAAUUAUCAUAGGGGUGGUUAUUAUUAUAUGGGUCAUGCUAACUAGUGCCCACGGAACCAGUUAAGGACACAAAAAAGAACAACAUGUUAAUAGGAAUGUGAUGGUGGAGGACAUGAAGGUCGCUGUUGCGGUCGAGCAAAGGGGAGGAGAUAGAUUUGUUAGGGGAGAAGAAGUUGAGAAGAGGGUUAGAGAGUUGAUGGAAUCUGAGAGAGGCACAGAGAUAAGAGAGAGGAGUUUGAAGUUCAAAGACAUGGCUAGAGAUGCACUUGGAGUAUUUGGGUCAUCCACAAAAGCAAUCAAUCACUAGUAACUUAUUCUAUUGUGAUUAGUAUUAUCACUCAUUGAUUAGUGUAAAUGUGUAGUGGAACUGGAAGUGAAUGUUUUCUGUUGUUUUUCAAGGUAAAUUUUGCAUUUUUGUUGUUGCUGAAUUGCAUGAUUUUGCAUCUAUAUUAUAUUAGAAAAUUUAUUAAAAAUUGAGACUCCAAUAUCUAAACUGUUCCUGUACCAUUUGGCCCUGGUUGCUUUUAUCCUAAUCCAUUUUAGCUCCUUUCUUGUUGUAAUCACUUUGGAUAGGAUAAAUACUGCAUGUUUUUUAUAAAUGAAAAUGUGGAUCCAAAUAGCUUAGUAAUCAGGACUGGUCUGACUUCUGAUAGAGUUGGUUCAAUUUCAAAGCUCAUUGUCAAUCUAUGGACCUUGUCUACUUUAUGCUCUUUAGGGUCUAUUUGGAGGAGCGGGGAGGGAAGGACUUUGCGGGGGAUGGCGGAGAAGAAAUAGAGAUAAAUUUUAGCCUUAUUUGACUUAGUGUUUUUGUAAAGAAUUAUAAAUGAAUGUUUAUGAUUAAUAUAUUUUUAAUGUUUGAGAGCAUUAUAACAAUAUGGGCAUGGAUUUCAAGAAUUUAUCCAGGUCUUCCAAAACCUACCUUCGAUACAAUUAGUCCAAUUCAAGUUGAAAAAGUAAACUGAACGGUACAAUUAGUCCUUUUUCUUCUGAUUCAAUGCCAGAAAUACGUCUUAAAUGAACUCAGUUUUCAGCAUCACCAUGUGUUGUGACCAAAUCAAGUAACCAAAGAAAAUGGUAGAAACCACAACAAUAGUGAUGUAUCCAUCACCAGGCAUAGUUCACAUAAUUUCCAUGGUAGAAAUAGCCAAACUUCUAAUUCAUCAUCAUAAUCAAGAACAACACUUUUCCAUUACAAUCCUUCUUACCACUGGCCUCCUCGACCACCCAUCCAUCGAUUCUUACAUAAACGGCAUUUCAUCUUCUCACCCUUCCAUCACCUUUCACCGUUUUGCUUCCAUCACUGUUGCUCGCUCCAACACUCAAAGUUUAUCCGCAACUGGAUUCCAAUUUAUAAAACAAAAUGUUGUCAACGUCGAAUCCAAACUCCGUCAAAUCACUCAAACCACAGUUAUCAAAGUCUUUAUUAUUGAUAUGUUUUGCACUCCUGCCAUGGAAAUUGCUUCCACCAUGGGAAUUCCUGUUUACUAUUUCUUCACUUGUGGAGCUGCUGCUUUGGCUUUGUAUACCUACUUACCAAAAAUUCACAGCGAAACAACGGUGUCAUUUAAAGAAAUGGUGGGAGUUGAGAUUCUGGUGCCAGGAAAUUCAGCAUUGAAAGCAGAGUUGAUGCCGACACUGGUUCUUGAUAGGGAAGAUCCUGUUUAUUGGGAGAUGCUGUAUUUCUGUGAGCAACUUUCAAUGGCGAACGGAAUCGUGGUGAAUACAUUUCGUGAAUUGGAAGUUGUGGCGGUUAAGGCUGUUGAAGAUGGCGUGUGUUUUCCGGAUAUCAAAAGAAGUCCGCCUCCCAUUUACUGCAUUGGGCCAUUGAUUGCUGACCCUCAACAAUCAGAUGAAGCAAGAGACACCAAAGAUUGUCUGUCAUGGUUAGAUAAACAGCCGAGUAGAAGCGUGGUGUACUUGUGUUUUGGAAGCCGUGGAGGACAUGAAGGUCGCUAUUGCGGUCGAGCAAAGGGAAGGAGAUAGGUUUGUGAGUGGAGAAAAAGUGAAGAAGAGGGUUAGCGAGUUGAUGGAAUCUGAGAGAGGGACAGAGAUAAGAGAGAGGAGUUUGAAGUUCAAAGACAUGGCUAGAGAUGCACUUGGAGAAUUUGGGUCAUCGACAAAAGCACUUGCAAAUUUGGUUCAAACAUGGAAUGAAAUCAAUCACUUAUACCUAAUUUCAUUGUAAUUAGUAUUAUCACUCAAUUAUUAUACCAGUUCAUUCAUUUUAGGUCCUUGGUUGUUUCACUUUUGUCCUUGUCUACUUUUUGUUCAAAACUACUGGAAUUAUGUUGCAGACAAUGUGAAAAAAGCAUGUUUUACUUUGGAAACCAUUGUUUUGAAAAUAUUGAUUU